Messenger RNA from Nicotiana attenuata, 603 nucleotides. RefSeq lists its product as uncharacterized. The coding region runs from base 1 to 603 and encodes 200 amino acids. The transcript has a single exon. The record is from RefSeq and is a predicted model, not a curated record. NCBI's taxonomy places the organism in Eukaryota, Viridiplantae, Streptophyta, Magnoliopsida, Solanales, Solanaceae.
AUGUCGUACUUGCACUGCGUGAAAGAGCUGUGCAAGAAGUUCACAAAGAUUGAGUUCAAGCACGCCCCCAGAAUUUCGAACAAAUUUGUCGACGCCCUUGCAACCUUAUCAUCCAUGGUUCAGAAAAUAGACAAGAACUACAUCGACCCCAUCGAGGUAGAAAUCAAGGAUCAGCAUGCCUAUUGCUUCCAUGUGAAUGAAGAACCAGAUGGUAAACCUUGGUAUCACGAUAUCAAUAACUUCCUUGCAACCCAGGAAUACCCAGAGAAUGCUACUAAUGGUCAAAAGCAAGCCCUUAGGAGGUUGGCAAACCACUUUUUCCUCAACGGGGAGGUCUUGUAUAGAAGAACCCCAGACUUAGGUUUGCUGAGAUGUGUAGACGCCGUCGAAGCAACCAGAUUGUUGGAAGAAAUACAUGCAGGGACGUGCGGACCCGACAUGAAUGGGUUCACGUUAGCCAAAAAGAUUCUGAGAACUGGAUACUUUUGGAUGGAUAUGGAAAGCGACAUUAUCCUCAAUGUGCAGAAGUGUCACCAGUGCCAGACUCAUGGAGAUUUCAUCCGGGUUCCACCAAAUGAGUUAAAUGUAACGGGUUCACCCUAG